AUGAUAAAAGAUCAAAAUGGAAAAUGUAAUAAUAAUAUUCAAUAUUGUUUAAAUAAAUCAUAUGUUAAUGGAAAAUGUGUUGAAUGUUUAAAUACAUAUUCACCUAAUUUUAAAGGGGAAUGUAUUAAUACAAAAAUAGAAUAUUGUGAAGAACAAAAUACAUAUGGAUGUAAAAGAUGUAAAGAAGGAUAUUAUUUAACAAAAGAUAAGAAAUGUUUAAAAUGUGAUGAUAAAUGUGAAACAUGUUAUGGAAUAUCUACAUAUUGUAUGAGUUGUUCUAAUGAUAAAUAUUUAAGAAAUGAUAAAACAUGUCAAUCAAAUGAAGAAUUAAAUGGAACAUGUUUACAAAUAUUAGCAGAUGGAAGUGGAUGUGGAAUAUGUCAUAAAGGAUAUUAUAGAAAUGGGAAAGGAUGUUCAAAAUGUGAAAAAGAAUGUUUAACAUGUAAUCAAAAAGAUAAAUGUAUAAAAUGUGGAGAAGGAUAUUUUAUGAGUUCAACAGGAAUAUGUAAAUCAACAACAACAAUUAAAGGAUGUAAAGGAGAAAUAGAUAAAGAAUAUGGAUGUAGAGAAUGUUUAACAGGAUAUUAUUUAAUAAAUAAAGAAUGUUCAAAAUGUGGAAAACAAUGUAUAACAUGUUUAAAUGAGAAAGAAUGUAAUAAAUGUGAAGAAGAAUAUAUAAUAAUAAAUAAAGAAUGUAUUCAUUAUUCAAAUAUUAAUAAAUGUAAAGAAACAAAAAAUAAUAAAUGUUCAAAAUGUUCAUUUUGGUAUGGAAUCAAUGAAGAAGGAACAAAAUGUAAUAAAGAAAUUGUAUGGUGGAUGAUAAUGAUAAUUAUCAUCAUUAUACUUAUUAUCAUCAUUAUAAUAAUUAUAAUUAUAAUAAUAAUGAUUAAUUACAUUAUAAAACGUAAAGAAAAGAAAGAACAAGAGAAAACAACAACAAUAUUUAAAAUUUCGCAAUCAAAUAUCAAAUUCAUAUCACUUGGAGAUGGAAUCAUAACAAAUAAAAAAGAAAUAGAAAUAGGAGAAGGAGAAGAAAUUGAAGUAAAUAAAGAAAUUAGAGAAUUGAUAUGUAUUGGAAAUGAAAAUAAAGAAAAAAAGAAAAUACAAAUAAGUAGUAAAGAAGAAAAUGAAAAAUAUUCAAUUAGAACAAACCCAAAUAUCAUUACAAUUGAAGGAGGGUAUGCAUGUGAAUUUGAAAUAUUCAUUACAAUCAAAUGUACUACUAAAAUUAAAGAACAAAUAAUGAUAAUUAGUAAAACACUCAAUAAAACACAAGAAGAAAUAAUUAAAAUUAUUUCAAUUAAAGGAGAAACACAAAUAUCAACACGACUUGAUCCAGAUGAAAUAAAAGAAGAACAUAAAAUAGGAGAAGGAUCAUUUGGAAUAGUGUAUAUAGGAGAAUUUAGAGGAAAUCAAGUAGCAAUUAAGAAAAUGAAACAAAUUGAUAAAGAUGAAGAUGAAAUGAAAGAAUUUGAGAAAGAAGUAAUGAUGUUAGAUAAAUUUAGAAGUGAAUAUAUUAUUCAUUUUUAUGGAGCAGUAUUUAUUCCUAAUAAAAUAUGUAUGAUAACAGAAUAUGCAAAAUAUGGAUCAAUACAAGAUUUAAUUAAUAAAAGAACAAACACAGAAAUACCAAAUAAAUAA
This is a messenger RNA of Entamoeba dispar SAW760, 1641 nucleotides long. Its product is annotated as protein serine/threonine kinase, putative. The coding region runs from base 1 to 1641 and encodes 546 amino acids. Gene Ontology annotation, biological process: protein phosphorylation. The transcript has a single exon. NCBI's taxonomy places the organism in Eukaryota, Evosea, Mastigamoebida, Endamoebidae. Gene Ontology annotation, molecular function: protein kinase activity; ATP binding. The record is from RefSeq and is a predicted model, not a curated record.